AUGGGCUGGCUCUCCCUGCUCCCGCAGCUGGUCCAGAACCGCAUCCACCUCUACAAUUUCCUGCUUCUGAAGAUUGUCUUCUUCAACCGCUGGCUGUCGGGGCUGGCCCAGGAGGCCUGGGGGUCCUGCCUCCCCGAGGCCCGCCCACCCCCUGGGCUUGCAGCCAGCCCCGUGGGCCGGGUGCUACGGGCCGGGCUGGCACCGAUGGCAGUCCCCGUGUGGCUGGCGUGGGCCGGCGUGCUGGGCUGUGUGCGGGCCUCGGGCCUGGCCUGGAAGCAGCUAGGCCUGUCCGCGGCCACCUGCAGGGAGCUGCUUCUGUCGUGUCUACACAGCCUGACGCCGGUAGUGUUGCUGCUGUUGCUGCUGACCAGGAGGCUGUGCCAGAGGGCCCAUGGCCGCAGCGUGGUCUGGUUGCUCAGCAAGGCUCUGCUGGACAAGUGUGCGGUGCCCGAGCUCCUGGCUCUGCUGAAGCGUCUGUACUGGUGGGUGGAGAACGCAGCCGCGCUCACCUCCUGGCACCUGGCCUAUCUCGUCGCCUGGACCACUUGCCUUGCCUCCCGCCUGCUGCAGGCUGCCUUUGAGCACACGGCCCAGCUGGCCCAGGCUCAGGAAAUUGAGCCCCAGGAGGGCUCAGGGCCCGUGUCCGAGUCCCCCACUCCCUGA
Puma concolor (puma) is the source of this 663-nucleotide messenger RNA. Lineage: Eukaryota; Metazoa; Chordata; Mammalia; Carnivora; Felidae. The record is from RefSeq and is a predicted model, not a curated record.